GCGUGGUAGAGAUCGCGGGGGAUUGGGAUCGUUGAUCAUGGAUAUUUCUGUAAUAUUUGUGCAAUAUCAUCGUUAUUAUGAUAAAUGUAUCUGAUUUGAUGUGUGCCUUCCGUGCCUCCCACGUUUCAUUUUGAUUUGUGGGCUCUGGCGCAGUCAAAUGGUGGGGUGGUGACUGAAAUAACUACAAACUGAAGAUGGCAGAAAAGGAAGAGCCAGCUGCUGCUGGUCCUCAGGAUUUGGAUAAGAUGAUGGCUGAGCGAGUUAUAAGAGAUCUCCCAGAGCUUGAUAAGCUAGUUUCUGAGCAGGACAAGAAACUGGCCAGCACCGAGGAGGGCUUGCGCCGUUGGCGGAAGUACGCAGACGACUACCGGGCGCUGCGCGAGCGGCUCACCACCCUGCCACAGCAGGUGUCCCACCAGGUGACGGUGCCGCUGGGACCGCUGGCGUUCGCGCCCGGUCGGCUGGUGCACACCAAUGAACUGCUGGUGCUGCUUGGUGACAACUGGUUCGCGAAGACCAGUGCACACGCCGCCUGCGGUAUCGUCGACCGCCGCCUGGAACAGUGUGAUAAGACGGUGUCAGACCUGGAGAAGGAGAAGGAGCUGUUUACCAAGUGGCGAGAGCAGACGACGGCCAUCCAGGAGACUGAUAAAGACGUCCAGGAGAUCAGGGAGCCGCUAGACGAGGAAGCAGAGAAACAGUGGCGCGAGGAGCACCGUCGCCGGGUGGCCGAACACAAGCAGCGCGAGGCCGAGCUGCGCCAACAGGUGGCCGACCAGACUGACGUCAUGGCUCGCCUGGACGCGCUGGAGAAACUGGAGGAGCUCAGGGACGAGCUCGACAGGCUCUCCGACGACGGUGACGACGGCGGCGGCGGGGAGGACGACGCUGCCGACUCAGCCGCCGACUCUGCCGCCGACUCUGACUCUGACGGCUCUGUCAUCAUCCGCGAGACUCCGGAGCCGGCGCUGGACAGUGACGACGACAGUCGGCCGGCCUCACCCACCUCCCCGGCCGAGUCUCCGGCGCCACAGACGGGCGACGGCCGCCGCAAACGGGUCUCCUUCUCCGGGGAGCCGGGCGUUAACACAGUGUAUAUGUACGAUAAGGACGAGCCCACCGGCGGGGAAGGAGACGGGGACGGCACCCCGCCGGCGGCUGAGGACGCUGUCAGUCGGUCCCGUGAAAGCACACCUGUGUCGAUCCUGAAACCGUCCGACGGCCGGCCAGGGAGCCCUCUGCCGCAGGCAUCCAGAGCCUCGGACGAGGCGGCGGCGGCUGCGGCGGCCGCCGGCGCCGCCUGGGCAGCCGAUGAGGCCAAGGAGGCGGUGUCGACCGCGGCCGGACGGGUGCGCUGGCUUGGCGCGGGAGACAGCGUGCCUAUCGUCUCUGCUGAACAGGAGGAGCCUCUGCCGCCGCCGACUGCCGAGCCCGAGCGGCCCGAUCUCUCCAAGGUGUUCUCUUACAAGAUCGAGGAGCGAGACGCGACCACCACACCGGCCGGACCCCCGUUGGCCGCUAGCGAUGCCCCACCUCCCAAGAGGCCUCUGUCGCGCUUCCGGGCCUCUAGGAGCCAGCUCUGACGCUGCCCGAUGUUCCUGACGUCAUCAACCGGGUGUGACGUAAGACGCGGUCAAUCAUUUACGUUGUUAGAAGUGGUGUGUGGACUCGUACAGAGGAUGUGAUGUUUUUGUAACCUGCGUAUGAUGUUUGUGUACUAGUUCGUUAGUCAAUAGAGGUAUUGAGUCUGGUAUCACUCGGUGUAAGUUGUGACGCCACGUCAGAAGUCGGCGGAGCAUAAUUGGUCAGUCAUGACGUUGAGGCGCACCGUGACUUCGUAUUUCAAUAACGCGGUGCCAAGUUUGUAGCCGAUGUGCUGUAACUCUCCGUGUCGCUCCUGCCGGCGACCGUCAGUGUCUCGAUAUUGCUGGAGUGAUGCGCCGUCAUGUCAUAUCCGUGCUUCAAGUGACGAGCGAUGUAUGUCGUCGGUCCUGUGACGUAUUUGGUCUUUUGACGUCACUAUGUCUAGUCGACUGGGAUUAGGUCCCAACGCGACCUACGCUGAAUAGGCUCGCGGCGAUGGCCGUUUUGAUAUUGUUUGCGCUGGCGCCAGGAGACUUCCAGAGGCAAGGUCCGCGCAAGUAGAAGCUGGCUGUGUAUUUUCGCUACCCAAUGCGCAUCGAAUCAUACGUGCCUCAUGUAUGAGUGUUUAACUCGCGCUCGGCCAGGAUCUGUGCAGUACGCGGUGCUUUUCAUGCCAGUAGCGCAUGGCGAUGUGUCAGGUCACUGACGUGCCUGACGAGCUCUGUCAAGGGCGACAUCAGACCGACAUGUUGACCGUUAUGUAUCGCAUCCAAUGCAUACUCGAGUCGCCGGUCUGCCUGUCCCGCCAGGACCAACUUUUCCAUGAAUACAUGUAGCAGAAGCGUA
Amphibalanus amphitrite is the source of this 2430-nucleotide messenger RNA. Its product is annotated as unconventional prefoldin RPB5 interactor-like. Gene Ontology annotation, biological process: negative regulation of transcription by RNA polymerase II; negative regulation of phosphatase activity. The record is from RefSeq and is a predicted model, not a curated record. Gene Ontology annotation, molecular function: chromatin binding; phosphatase inhibitor activity; transcription corepressor activity. Bases 195 to 1583 code for a protein of 462 amino acids. The transcript has 7 exons. NCBI's taxonomy places the organism in Eukaryota, Metazoa, Arthropoda, Thecostraca, Balanomorpha, Balanidae.